AUGGGGCCGGACUUUGCACAGCGGCCACGAAGCCCCGAGACGGCGGCGGCGGGGAGGUUUCUGGGAGGGGGACCGAAAAAUGCGGCAGUCGGUCGAUCUGGGAGCUGGAACGGGGAGGGGGUUCUGGCCUGCACGACCGCGACGCAGAAAGCGGAGAAUCGCCGGUGGUGCGACCAAUUGACAAUCUGCUUGGAAGAGACGGAUUGCUGCUAA
Molecule: messenger RNA, 213 nt
Organism: Penicilliopsis zonata CBS 506.65
Lineage: Eukaryota; Fungi; Ascomycota; Eurotiomycetes; Eurotiales; Aspergillaceae
Exons: 2
Coding region: 1-213 (70 amino acids)
Source: RefSeq, a predicted model, not a curated record